Phytophthora megakarya is the source of this 2109-nucleotide messenger RNA. Lineage: Eukaryota; Oomycota; Peronosporomycetes; Peronosporales; Peronosporaceae. The record is from the annotation of a GenBank genome assembly.
AUGCCCAAGGUGAAAUAUCUUGGUCACAAGGUAUCGCACGAUGGACUGAAAACGAAUCCGAAGGAUUUGUCGGCGUUGACGGAUCUCGAGUUUCCCGGAUCCCUGUGUGCCAUGCAAUCCUUUUUGGGCAGCCUGAACUAUUAUAGUCGCUUCAUCAAAGAUUAUGCGAUCUACGCGUCUGUGCUACAUGAGUUGAGGGGGAUCGACUAUGCUGCGAUGGAGAAGGGCAUGAAUCGAAGCCGGAUCCAGCUAGCGUUAGCGUCGGAAUCCCCGGAUCCGGACAUUUUGACUAAGGAUCCGACGAGUCCGCAACCCUCGGAUCCGGGUCUGCGGGGUCUGGAUCCCGAACGUAGCGAGCAAGAUCCGAACCUAAUCCCCGGUGCACAGAUAUUUCAAGGUGCUAAAGGAGAAGAUCGCGAAGACGCCGAUCUUACGUCACUUGUUCCGGAUCGGCAAGCUGUGGUAGUUGUAUAUGACAGUGAUUGGGCAGUCUCCGGUGCAUUGAUGCAAGAGUAUGAUCAGACCUACUACCCAGUGAUGUUCGCUAGCCGUACGUUGAAGUCCAACGAAUUGAAUACGGAAUCGCGGAGAAAGAGUUGGGAGAUCAAUCCGAGUGUUGACGCGGCAUUCGACACUGGCCUGGUUAUUCAUAUCCAAUGCAUUACAAGGACGCCUGGGACAGUGGGCCGCGCUACUUUCACCCUGGAUCCUCGAGAUUGUAACAAGGGCGAGGACGAGAUCCUGGGCACAUUAGCAGCCAGUAUCACUCCCAGAUCCGAAUUCGACAAAGCGCUGAUCUUGAUCGCCCCGAAGAAGGAGCCGAGACGCAAGCUCCAAGCCCCGAUCCCGACGGUGAGAUCGGAUGAGGAUCUGUAUGUUGCUAGCUUCGAUGGAUCCGCCCGUGUCAAGCGAGGUGGAGGCGCCUACAGCGCGAUCCUGUGGAAAUUACCUGAUUGGACUGUGGUGAAGGCCAGAUCCGACUAUACCAAGGGUUUAACUGUCAAUGAGGCCGAAUAUCACGGCCGUUUGCUAUGUCUUGACUUGCUGGAAGGAACGGAUCCGCUACGAUUGGUGAUCUGUGGCGACUCAAACCUGGAGAUCCGCCAAGUUAGAUGUGAGAUAGACUGCAAGGCUCCUGGAUUGACGUUAUUAAGACAAAAGGCGUUGGACGGAUUGCGGAUCCGGUCGGAUCAUGAGUUGGUACAUGUGAAACGGGACUGGAACGGAAGUGCAGAUAGCCUGGCUAGUGCGGCAUUGCAACGACAAGGUGGAAUCGAAGUCGAAACCGAUAGUGAGAUCCAGGAUCUGAUCACGUUGAACCGACUGGACGCGAUAUUGUUGGUGAAAUCCGAAGAUCCGGCAAUCGAAGGCCAGAUCCGGUAUGAGAUCAGGAUCCAACCCCCCAGUAUUGUGCGAGGAAGUGAUCAGAGAGCUCAGGAUCGAGCGGAUCCGACAGACACAGGACGAGGAGGCGUGGAUCCACAAUUUGAAGAGGUAUUUGGUGCCAGCGAGGUGAUCCGCCAUGAUCGUGAACCCGGAUUUAUGUCCGAUUUCUUUCGCACGUUUAACAAGAUCCUGGAUCAGCGUCAACGGGCAACAAUGGCAUACAGACCCCAGGCGAGCGGAUCCGCAGAAAGAAUGGCGCAGACCACCACAAGGGCACUUAAGAUGUAUGUCCAGGAUCUGGAUCAGCGAGAUUGGGACGAGUAUGCGGAGCGACUUACAUUCGCGAUCGACACCGCUCGGGAUCGGAUCCGCGGAGAGACGCCGUUUUACAUCGUCCACGGCUGGGAUCCGAGAUCCACAAUAGAAGUGGUGAUCCCGAUGGGAAGUACAAGAAGACAGGAUCGGGAUCCGCGAAGAUGGCGAUAUCGGAUCCAGAGACAUUACCAACAGGCUCGAGAACAAGUGAACCAGCGCUUACGGGAGGCGAUCUCGGAUCGGGCGGAUCAGCACAAUGAUAUAGAGCGCCUGCAUCAAGUCGAGCCCGGAUCCCGAGUCUGGCUAUACUUGAAUCGGGUGCGAGAGGGAUAUGCCAAAAAGCUGGCGCAUCUGUGGCAUGGCCCCUUCCGUGUGACCGAGAAGAUCGGAGAGUAUGCGGUGAAGUGA